Molecule: messenger RNA, 1067 nt
Organism: Pimephales promelas (fathead minnow)
Lineage: Eukaryota; Metazoa; Chordata; Actinopteri; Cypriniformes; Leuciscidae
Source: RefSeq, a predicted model, not a curated record
GCUGUCCAUUGAUUCGAGUACAUUUUUGGACAUUUGUAAAUAGUUUGUUUUAGUUAUCUGGUGUAAAAACGUGUGCGAGUGCUGCCCUCUUCAGGUUGAACGGUGGCUACUGCAGGUGAAUUUUCCUAUUGGAAGUUGUGGUGCCAUGUGACAUAAGCAGGCACGAGCUCACCACACCUUUGUCAUACGCUCAGCCCCUGAUAUAAAAACAUCGUAUUAGUCCAAAGCACUGUAGCGAGUCAGGAGUUGGAAUUGUUAGUACCACCAGGAUAGUGAAUAUUAGCAUAGUUGUUAAUAACAUAGUUAGCUAGUAGGUAAGUAUUGCACCAGGAUUCAGUAUAGCUUCAAGUUAGCAUUAGCUUUAUCUGUGUUUAGUGCAGGUUAGGAUGGGACGUAGGUGUUGCGUUGCUGGUUGCAACAGCACUGCUGGACUGCAUAACUUUCCAGCAGACUUGAAUAUUAGGCGCCGGUGGUUGUAUGCACUUGGCAUGCAAGACCGUGAGUUCCCGUCUAUCGCUCGAGUGUGCAACCUGCAUUUUACACGGGAUUGCUUCUCCAACGCAAUGGAGGUGGAAAUGGGCUUCUCCACACAGCUGGCGCUGAGAAGCGACGCCGUGCCAAACGCUCAUCCUCCUCGUCCUCCUCCACCACGGACUGCACCCGCGCGGCGGCGUCUUAAACCGAGUCCAUCUGUGGGGUUUGCGCAUGUGGCCUGCCAGACGGAUCCGCCAACCGCCCCCUCAUGUGGCUCACCGCUCUCCAAGAAGACUCACACACCUCCCUUCAGAAGCACAGGUGGCGCUGUGUCCUGCCCCGAUGCUGGCGUCGACACCGCGGCGGUCAGCGCUUCGGGACCGUCACGCAAGAGACCCCGGCUGGACGAGGAGGAGCUUAAUGAAGGCCCACGUGACGUCACUAAUGCUCCCCUACACUCGCUCACUGCGACCCAGUCCACCGAUGUGAAAACGGACCCGUCCAGUCGACCCACAAGAUGUCCAAGUACAUCGUGUAUGAGAGCUGUCUCCUGGAGCUGUUCGAGGUGUGCCUGAGGUGUGGACGAGCCUCGC